Molecule: messenger RNA, 1122 nt
Organism: Drosophila sulfurigaster albostrigata
Lineage: Eukaryota; Metazoa; Arthropoda; Insecta; Diptera; Drosophilidae
Product: natterin-4
Exons: 1
Coding region: 161-901 (246 amino acids)
Source: RefSeq, a predicted model, not a curated record
ACUCAAGUUGUGGUAACGAAUAUAACACAAACACUCAUCGGCUAUUUUGUGAUCUUGUGUGCAUAGUAAUUGUUUCUGGUGAAAUAGAACUUGAACAUAAAAAGGGCGGAGCUUAACCAAAUUGCAAUUAGUAAAAGCACAAGCCGCAAGUACAAAAAACAUGUCUGUGGUGUCAGAGCCCGAAACAGAAGCUGAGUCACUCAAUGUUUUGUGCGCAAUUUGUAACGAAUUUUACAAUGCAAACGAUAUAAUAUAUUCUACAAGUUCCUGUGGCCAUAUUUUCCAUCUGGGCUGUCUGAAUCGUUGGCUAAGGCGCUCUACUACCUGUCCACAAUGCCGAGCCGUUUGUCACCGCCAACGUAUACAUCGCAUUUACUUGAAUUUCGCUGCGCGCUCUCACGAUGACAAUAAUGAUAUGGGACGUUUGCCAAUUCAGUGGGUGCCCAUCGAUUUAAGUGAUCCUUCUGUUGCGAUUGAGCUCGACGGUGCUAUUCAAAGUGGAUCCACACCACAGGGAUACGAUACGUACGUGGCUCGUGCAUAUUAUCAGGAAGAUCUUUUGCCUGGUGGCUAUGCACCUCAAGCGCGAGCUGUCUUUGCAUCGCAUGGGUGUCAUGCUCGUCAACUCAGUUCUAUAGUGGACCUGUUGAUACUCACGGAUUGCGAAUAUAAAUGGGAGACGUCCCAAAAUGGUCAGGUUCCAACGAAUGCCCUUGUGGCGGGUUACUCGGAGUUGGGUGAAGUCUUGUACACCGGUCGUGGCGUUCAUCAGGGCCAUACAAUCUUGGGCAAAGUGCAUCCAUCGCAUCAUGUGCUCUACAUGCCUUACAAUGACCAGGAAGUAAAUGCUAGCACUUAUGAAGUGCUGGUGGUCAUACCCAAGGAACAGGCCGAACGCUAGUCUUACACUCUGAAUCUGAAUUUCAUCUAAGCAUGAUUAUUAUUUUUAUAAUAUUACCACUUAGCUUUAAAAACAUAUAUGUACAAUUUCGAAUUUGAAAUCAAAGUCUUGAAAAUUUGUUGUUUAUUAAAGUUGUUAGUGUUAUGUACUUAAAUAUGUUGGCAAACAUAUUCAUGUAUACAUAUAUUAACAUAUAUACAUAUAUGUAUGUAUAUAUAUAU